UGGGAGGGGGGGGGGGCGGUGGAGGAGCUUGAACUUUUUUUUAUACUUUUAAAGUCUAUUUUUGCGUGAUGUAUAUAAGGAGAUAUUAAACAUGACUAUUUGUCUCUGUUCAUGGCCUUUGGUAUAAAGGAUAUUAAAUGAAGACACGGAAGCAAAGUGAGCUGAAAAUUUAAUGCUUGGAAAGAAAUAUCUAUUCCUCUGAAUAAUAUUAUGCUACGUGAGCAGAUCUUUUUAUUUGCUACUAGAUUAUUACCAAAUGUAAUUAUUAUGUAAUCAUGAUUUGCGAGCGCAGCGAGGAAAUUUUCAAAUCUUUCAAUUUCAGGAAAUAUCGUCAUGUCAUAUGCUAUUACAUUUUGCCUUAUUUCUUAUAAGGAGUAUGCUCAAGCGAAACAAAAUGCAUAUGAAUAGCGCAACCCGUGGUUGUAAUAGAAUAAUUAGUAUCAAUGAUGUGCAAGCGGAGUAAGCCAUCCCUACCCCACAAUCUUGUAGUGAUUAGAAGCACAUUACCAAAAGCUCCUAACAUUUUCUUGAAAAUGAAGGCUUACACCGAAGAUGUAGUAACAUAAUGUACGUAGUAGUUUUGAGAGUAGCCUGUUAUCAUUCUUUUGAUGUAUGUCCAGUCCUAUUUAUUUUGAAUGUUUCAUCUUGGAUCUGUGAAUAUAGGCUUUAACUACUUUUUCACUGGGCUAAAAGUCUGACUACCACAACUUGGGUUACUUAGCGAUUUUUACAGCUUUUGCUGGUGAAGGAAUUAUUUCAAGCGGAUACAACUAGCAAUCUUCUGUAAACCAGAUUGAUAGCGUCCGCAUAUGAAGAUUUCUACAUCCCAUGCGAGGUUUCGAACCCACAUCAGUUCGUGGCAAGUAAUCGGUUGUCAGCGACCGUAACCACACGGCUAUAGAGGUCCCAUCCGCAAAAAUAUCUGCUGCUAUAUAUCCAGACGCAGCGCAACAAAAACUUGGUGGAAUUAACAGAGUUUGAAGCCAAAGCAGAAAAGACGGCAGACGACACAGUGCAUUGUACUUAUGAGACACUUGCUGACACAGGUAGGCUUUAGUUGCUGGCAUUUCCAUUACAUGCUUGUUUAGAGCAGUAUGCUUUAAUAUUUGUCGGCACUGUCUUCUCAUUUAAACUGCCAGAAGACAUUUUAGCAUAAAAUUAUAACAAUGUUUUUAAUAUUUCAGUUAUCUGUAUUAUACACGUUUCAAGUAGCAUCGUCGUGUACAUCAUUGAUUUUGACGCCAUAUUUGUUUUGACCUUGUAUUCGUGUAUGUCACACGGCAUUCAAGUGACAAAGUCAUAAAUUUCAUAAUUUUUAGCUCGACUAUUCGAAGAAUAGUCUAGCUAUUCUACUCACCCUGGCGUCGGCGUCGGCGUCGGCGUCACACCUUGGUUAAGUUUUUGCAUGCAAGUACAUACAGCCAUCAAUUAAAGGCAUAUAGCUUUGAAACUUAUUUUUUCUUUUUCUAGGUCAAUUACCAACCUCACUGGGUCAAGUCCCAUAACUCUGACAUGUAUUUUGAGCAAAUUAUUCCCCUUUUUGGACUUAGAAAAUCCUGGUUAAAGUUUUGCGUGCAAGUACAUACAGCUAUUACUAAAAGGCAUAUAGAUUUGAAACUUAUUUUUUCUUUUUCUAUAUCAAUUACCAACCUCACUGGGUCAAGUCUCAUAACUCUGGCAUGUAUUUUGGGCAAAUUAUGCCCCCUUUUGAACUUAGAAAAUUUUGGUUAAAGUUUUACAUGCAAGUUUCUAUCUCCAAAAAUAAUGCAGAUAUUGAAUUGAAAUUUGACAUGUGCCUUCGGGGUUAUAAAACUAGUUGAUAGCUGCAAAUCCCAUAACUGAUAUGCAUUUUGGUCAAAUUAUGUCCCCUUUUGAACUUAAGACUCUUUUGAUAUUUAACUUUUUUGGGUAAUAUUUUCCUGCUUCUGGGCCAAUAUUUCGAAUAGUCGAGCUUGGCUGUCUUACGGACAGCUCUUGUUAUUGUUGUAAUUCCGCACUUAAGUAAGUUGUGCUGGCUUAUAAUAUGUUAGUUAUCGACCUUUUCAAGCAGGUGAUGGCAAAAUCAUCUUUUAUUUUUAACAGAGCAAAGCCAUGAUCAGUGAUAGGUCAUACAAUGUAAUGAAACACAAAUGCGUUGAGGAAAGCUUUUAAAAAAGAACUUUAUCACAUUUUUGGUGAAUGUUGCAUUGGUUAUACAAGAAGUAAAAGUUAAACAAGUAAAGUGCGUCGUUUCUGUGUACUCUUGUUUCGGCAAUGUUUAUUAACAUGUGUCAAUACACUGUUUUAGUUAAUACUGCCAGACUGCUUACGCAAAAGCAUGUCCAAAUGAAGAAAGACGCACAAAAUUUAUGAAAACGUAUAUUUUUCAGUUACUCUUAAUAUUUAAAGCUUUAUAUGCCGUGGUGUUUAUUAGGUGCGUCGAUAUUGUGUACUCUAGGAUAGUUAACCGUCUUCCAGUGUGCUUGUUUGGUUUGGUUACUUGAGACAUUAUCUGUAACAGUUUUUACACGAGGCUCGUGUAAAGCACCUGCUUUUAGGCCUUACAAUUAUAAAAAUGUCGAAUUGAAUUUCUGUAAAACUUAUUACAGCAGAAAACUUAGAUUGUACUCAUUUCUGUAUUUAACUAUCACAAGUAUCUAUUUAGGUAUGGAGUUCCCGCAAAUAAACUAUCCUCGUUUCAAUGGCAAAAAAGUAUAGAUAUGUUUACGGGGUAGGAUGGCAUCCGAAAGGAACACAUUUCAACACAGUUAUGAAGAUUGACAUCAACACAAAGACAUUCAAGGAAUGGAGUGAAGACAAUUGCUAUCCAUCAGAACCAGUGUUUGUACCUAACCCCGACGGUACAGAGGAAGAUGAUGGUGUGUUGUUAUCAUGCGUGAACAAUUCUGAGUUUGACAAAGGGAAGAACGCCUUCCUGUUGAUGUUAGAUGCAAAAUCUAUGACAGAAAUUGCCAGAGCAGAGUUUGAUGUUUCACGAUUUACAAAUGGCUUCCAUGGCAUGUUUAAAACUAAUCAGUGAAAAUGAACUUGCUGUUUGGCAAAAUUGUACAAAAGAGUAUUCCUAUUCCAAUAACAUUAGACUGAAUAUUAUACUUCAAGACUGCAUUUGAAAAAUAUCUGCUGUUAUUUUGGCAUUCUUUGGCCGUAAGUGUAGCUCAUAGGAACAAUGGUUUCUAUAACAACGGGAGAAUGCUGGAAAUACCUUGCCUCAUAAAUCACUUCCACACAUAUAUUAAUGCAGUUUUAUUCAUUAUGUCUAACAUGCAUGCUUGCAAGUUGUGCACUAUUGAAAUGAUGUGAUUUCUUCUUGCUGAGGCGGUCUUGUGCAACUCCUCUUACUGCCACCACAACAGAACAGAUGCUUGACAAAGCGUCUAAAAUUUGGAAUGAACGCCAGAAGUACAUACGGGUCGACUGUGUUGUUUAUCAUGUAGCUCGCUAAGAUAAUUCUUAAUCUAAUUUGAUCGCUACUUACAAGAGUUCUGUUUUGGAGGGCUUUUGCAACAUAAUAGGGAGUGAAAGAAAGCAGCGACAUGACAGUAAUAGUCACAGUCAUUAGAGUUAUUUUGAUGUCUGCGCGGAACCUUUCAUUAUUUUGUCUAGAAAGUUUCUUCCUUUGUUUCCAGUGGUCAAACAUGACUUUUACAGUGGUACCAUAGCAGUACAGUAUCAAUAAAAAAGAAGUUACGGUUACUACAAGGUCUGAAACAUUAAAUAUUUCGCGUAUUAUGUCAUCUGUUUCAUUUAAUCUACCCAUAUUUGUACAAACAUGUGCAGUCAUGAAUGUGGCGUGCGCCGAUGUCUUAUUUAACUCUUUCACAUGUGAUAACUUAGUUCCAUUUAUUGCAGAUGUCAUAUUUCCGCAUUCAAAUUUCAGACAUGUUUUAUUGGUCACGAAUUCAUCUAGAACAAGUUCAGUUCUGUUUGUUUCCCUCGUCAGCUCCACCCGUUUCAAAUCUUCGAGUACAGUUCCAUUGUGGUCAUACCUUACUAUUUCUAAACGCUCAAUAUGAGCGAUCCCAAGCUGAACAGCGGACGAAGAAACUAAAUACAGAACUACAGAUGAUAAACUUAUUGAAAUUAUUUUUGGUGUUAAUUGCCAUGAGAACGGGUGGCAUAACAACCGGUGGCGAUCCAAAGCAAUAAAAAGAAGCAUUACACCAGAAAUCUUUGUAAAAGAAUGUGUCAGAAAAUAAUGCACUUUGCAUCCGAUUUCAUUGUGAAAAGUAAAGUAGUUUAUGUAUUUUGCGAGCUCCCCUAGAGCAACAAUAUUUGCAAUAGCGUUACUCGUGGUUAACAAUGCUAUAAGUGCAUCGUUUGUGUGUUGUCUUUCCUUAAUUCCAAAGAAAAAUACUGACAAGAUAUUUCCACAAUAUCCUAUCACCACAAAUGUGUUGAUAACACAGAUAAGUACAAUAUUAUCGUAUAUUACUUUUCUGUUCAAAGCUUUGAGUCCGAAUUCAGAACCGUCCAUUCUGAAAAAAAAUACGAAUAUUAUCAAGAUUAAUUAAAAGUCUCAGUGUUUUAUAAGAUCUUAGAAAAUAGCUCCCUUAAAUGUAGAAUAGAAUUCACAUUACCUCAUAUAAUUAAUGCAUUCCUUCCAAUCAACUACAUUUUUACGUUUUCAGUGGAUUAUUGAAAAAUAUCAAUGGAUAAAAAGCAUUUUUCGCAGUGAAAAUAUUAAAUAUGAUUUUUCUGGCACAGAACUACACGUAAACGCUAGCGAAACUCAAUUUUAAAUAAUCAGAAAUUCGUGUUAAAACAUAUGACAAAGAUAAACUUUAUUUCAUAUACAAGUUCGUAAGUGGAAACAUACAUAACAUUUCAUGAAAGAGAAAUCAAUAUAUAUCAGAAAAUUUUAAUUAACAUUUUCAAACAUUAAAAUUGUGAUCCCAUGAAGUUGCCAAUGACGGUAUGAUGUUGCGCGCGACGUUAUGAUAUUGACAGUGACGUUACGAUGUUGUGCGUGACGUUAUGAUAUUGUCAGUGACGUUACGCUAUUACGCGCGACGUUAUGAUAUUGUCAGUGACGUUACGAUAUUGCGCGUGACGUUAUGAUAUUGUCAGUGACGUUACGAUGUUGCGCGCGGCGUUAUGAUAUUGUCAGUGACGUUACGAUGUUGCGCGUGACGUUGUGCUGACAAAUCUGGUAAGAUUUGGAUCAUGAACCGGUAAGAGCAUUAUUUUUGUUUUACAUGUAAGAUCAUAUAUAAGAUUAUAUUUCACUGCAGGGGCCUCCGUAGCCAAGUGGUAAAGGUCGCUGACUUCAAAUCACUUGCCUCUCACCGAUGUGGGUUUGAGCCUCACUCGGGGCGUUGAAUUCUUCAAGUGAGGAAGCCAUCCAGCUAGCUUACGGAGGUGCGAUGGCUCUACCCAGGUGCCCGAUCGUGAUGAAGUAAUGCUCCACCAUCAAAGCUCGGAAGUCGCAUAUGACCUAUAAUUGUGUCGGUACGACGUUAUACCCAACAGAAACAAAUUAUAUUUCACUGCGCUACUUGUGAAAAUAUUGUGUCUGGUAAUCACUCGAUGGCAGAUAGUAUGAUCAUACGGGCAAACAAACGUUUAUCAUCUAUUUAUUUAAUGUUUUACCAUAAUUGAGCUAAAAUUAAAAUAUAUAUAUAUAUAUUUAAUAAAUACAAAUAUUUCUAUCUUGCACUGAAACAAGCGAGUAGUACGGUGAUUAUACAGAAACACGAAGGCGAAUUUUAAUCAAACGUGAAACAAGUUAAUUUCAAAGAAGACCGAUUAUUAUGCAAGAAAAGAUGUACUGAGACCGUAUUUUUUCAAUACUUAUGAUACUCUUAAGUUUCUAUCAGAUACAUUUGUUCAGAAAAGUGUAGUUAACGUGCACAUUGCAAUUGUCACAAUUUUGGAAUUAAAUAGUUUGAAACUUUAAUUUUGUUGUUCUUCAGGGCAAGAAAAAAGAAGAAUAACAUUGCUUAAGAAAGAAUGCAGCUAAAAAUUUACAUCAAUAUAAAUUCAUAUAUGUAAGACCUGUUAUUUAUAUGAUAUACUUACUUCUAAGAGACAAGCUGCUUACCUGCAAAAUUGCUGUUACAGUUAAUGUAUACAUAUAUAAUUUAUAAAUAUCCCAUUUAUAUAACGAUGUUUAAGCGUUCCAGUUUUACAAAAAAACUGAUAUUGAUAUGCGCUGUUGAUAAAUAGUUACGUCAUUCCCUUGAGUUAUAGUUGCGAAUGAUCAAAGCUGUCACUAAUGUUAUUACUUCCCUGAUACAAAUUGAUCAAAGUAUGUCCAU
This is a messenger RNA of Mercenaria mercenaria, 6257 nucleotides long. RefSeq names its product beta,beta-carotene 15,15'-dioxygenase-like. Gene Ontology annotation, molecular function: carotenoid dioxygenase activity; beta-carotene 15,15'-dioxygenase activity. Gene Ontology annotation, biological process: retinal metabolic process; carotene catabolic process. Bases 2681 to 3019 code for a protein of 112 amino acids. The record is from RefSeq and is a predicted model, not a curated record. Lineage: Eukaryota; Metazoa; Mollusca; Bivalvia; Venerida; Veneridae. The transcript is spliced from 3 exons.